Molecule: messenger RNA, 1548 nt
Organism: Arabis nemorensis
Lineage: Eukaryota; Viridiplantae; Streptophyta; Magnoliopsida; Brassicales; Brassicaceae
Source: the annotation of a GenBank genome assembly
AUGGCCAACAACGAUAAUCACUUCUCAAUGUCGACGAUGCUCGAUGCUUUACCAAGACUCUGUUUACCCGCAAGAGAAUCCAUCACAAAGGAGACUCCAGCGAUUCCUCCUCCUCCUCCUUCAUGUGGCGUCUCCGCCACCGUUCCUCCUCCGGGAUUCACCCUACCACCAAGAGAAGAAACCAACGUAACUAAACAGAACCAACCUCAAAUCCAUUCAUGCCCUUGCGCUUUAUGCGCUGCCUCUAAUCGUCAAGUGCGAUGGAUGUUCGACUUCAUGACUAAUACCGAACAAGAUUUGGCUCAGUUUAAAGAGAUGGUCUCGAAGCUAAACAGAACCGAGCUUCAGAGGAUGGCGUCUUUGAUGACGUCAGAUUCCGACUACUUCUGGGACAUCGCAAGAAACGAGCACGGAUCCAAACGCAUGCAGAGUCUCCUCGGAAAAUCAGACGACGUGGACGCCUUAUUCUGCGCCGCUAUCUUGCGUAUUUUCCUCUCCGUCAUGUCCGAUAAGAACGCCUCCUACGUGGCGGUGCGUGCCAUGAGAGUUUUCGAUGGUCAGAAGAAAGAGUCCAUGUGCGAGCUCAUUCUCCACUUCGCGCUUUACCUGGCGAGUGACCAACACGGCUGCGUCGCGCUCAACGAGAUCAUAACUGACUUGGACCAUCCUUACUACAGAAACCAGCUCCUUGGUGUAGUCGCGCAGAACGCUCUCUUCCUAAGCUACGAUCCUUAUGGGAACUUUGUGAUCCAAUACGUCCUUAGACUGAAUGACUUGCGUUGCACGCAAUACAUUGCGGUUAAACUCCGUGGCUACUAUGUUGACCUCUCGCAUCGGAAACACGGAAGCUUCAUUGUGGAGCGGCUCUUGGAGGCGGAGGAGUCAGUGGUUGUGGUAGUUGAGGAGCUUUUGGAGUGCGAAAACGGCGUGUUGGUGAGGCUGGCGAGGAGUGACUACGGGAAUUUCGUGGUGUGCAAGGCAUUGGAAGUCACCAAGAAGGAGAAAGUUAGUGCUAAUUUGUUUCGGGGUUUGGUUCAUAAGCUCAAGCCUUUUCUCCCUCUCUUGCGUAAGUCUCGUGGAAGCAACAUUGCAGCGAUCUUGGAGUCAUAUCAACAACAACGAUCUCUUUUUAAUGUCGACGAUGAGUUUAGAAUCAAAACUCAAAAAACUCUCGGAUCUGGUGCUGGUUGUAUCGCUCGUUUCGAACACGCCGAACGUGUUGGUGUGGAAGCUCCGGUCUACUUAGCCGCCGUUCUCGAAUACCUCGCCGCCGAAGUUUUGGAAGUGGCUGGAAACGUAGCGAGAGAUGACAAGAAGACUAGGAUUGAGCCGAGGCAUCUUUCUCUUGCGAUGAUCAACGUUGGAGAAUUGUGCGAAUUAGUCGCAACGAUGCCGCACAGUCAUCAUCUUUUUAAUCCUAAGAAGACUAGCAUUGUGCCGAGGCAUCUUAUUGAACGUGCGGAGAGGGACGAAGCAUUGAGCAAAUUAUUUCGAGAUGUGACGAUUGCUAAUGAUGUCCAACAUUCACAAUCUUCUUCGUCUUCCUAA